AUGAUGAGAAAGUUUGAAAUGACAGAUCUUGGAAUGAUGGAGUAUUUUCUUGGCAUUCAAGUAAUGCAAGAAAAUGGAAAUAUCUUCAUCUCUCAAGAGAAAAAAAUUCGACCUAAGCAUUUAUCGGAGCCUUGUCGAAUCUUCAUCUACCUAACACACACAAGGCCGGAUAUCUUACAUGUUGUAAGUUUGAUUUCCAGAUUUAUGAGCAAUCCAAGCAAGUCACAAUUUGCGGCUGCAAAAAGGAUUCUCCAUUACAUUCAAGGGACAAAACAUCUUGGCAUCAAAUAUUCGAUGGAUGAGAAUAAUGAGUUGCUUGGAUUCAGGGAUAGUGAUUGGCUGGAAGCCAAGAUGACAGGAAGAGGACAUUGGGAUACAUUUUUUGCUUGGGAUCAAAAGCAAUUUCGUGGAGUACGAAGAAGCAAAAUUCAGUUGAUAUGUCAUCCGCAGAGGCGGAGUACAUUGCUGCGAAUGAAGCGGUUCGAGAAGCAGUUUGGCUCAGAAGAAUUUUAA
This is a messenger RNA of Andrographis paniculata, 513 nucleotides long. RefSeq lists its product as uncharacterized. The transcript has 2 exons. The record is from RefSeq and is a predicted model, not a curated record. NCBI's taxonomy places the organism in Eukaryota, Viridiplantae, Streptophyta, Magnoliopsida, Lamiales, Acanthaceae. The coding region runs from base 1 to 513 and encodes 170 amino acids.